AUGGAACCUCGGGACCCCAGCGAGCCCCAGCCCGGGGCAGAGACCGCGGCGGCCCCGCGCUGGCCGGAAGCCAAGACUGUCCACGACAAGACUGUCGCGUCCAAGAAGAAACCCAAAUCGCCCAAGCCCCAGAACGCAGUCACCAUCGCCGUGUCCUCGAGAGCCUUGUUCCGAAUGGACGAGGAGCAGCGGAUCUACACGGAGCAGGGCGUGGAGGAGUACGUGCGCUACCAGCUGGACCACGAGAACGAGCCGUUCAGCCCGGGGCCCGCCUUCCCCUUCGUGAAGGCCCUGGAGGCUGUGAACAGGAGGCUGCGGGAGCUGUACCCCGACAGUGAGGACCUUUUCGAUAUCGUCCUCAUGACCAACAACCACGCGCAAGUGGGAGUGCGUCUCAUCAACAGUAUCAACCACUACGACCUGUUCAUCGAGCGGUUCUGCAUGACGGGUGGGAACAGCCCCAUCUGCUACCUCAAAGCCUAUCACACCAACCUCUACUUGUCAGCGGAUGCGGAAAAGGUGCGGGAAGCCAUCGAUGAAGGGAUUGCAGCCGCCACCAUCUUCAGCCCCAGCAAGGACGUGAUGGUGUCCCAGAGCCAGCUGCGUGUGGCCUUCGACGGGGAUGCCGUGCUCUUCUCAGAUGAGUCGGAGCGCAUUGUCAAGGCCCACGGGCUGGACAGGUUCUUUGAGCAUGAGAAGGCCCACGAGAACAAGCCUCUGGCCCAGGGCCCCCUAAAGGGCUUUCUGGAGGCACUGGGUAGGCUGCAGAAGAAGUUCUACUCCAAGGGCCUGAGGCUGGAGUGCCCAAUCCGCACCUACUUGGUGACAGCGCGCAGUGCAGCCAGUUCUGGUGCCCGGGCUCUCAAGACCCUGCGCAGCUGGGGCCUGGAGACAGACGAGGCCCUGUUCCUGGCCGGAGCACCCAAGGGCCCCCUCUUGGAGAAGAUCCGUCCACACAUCUUCUUUGACGACCAGAUGUUCCACGUGGCUGGGGCUCAGGAGAUGGGCACAGUGGCCGCCCAUGUGCCUUACGGUGUGGCACAGAUACCCCGGCAGCCUGCAGCAACAAAGCAGGCACCGUUUGCCCAGUAGCUGAGUGCCCGGGCCGACUUUAUCCGAGCCCCAUUGCUCCAGGCAUGGGGCUGGAUACUUCAGCACGCUGCCCAGUGGGCCCCGCUAGUUCCUCAGCUUCCACCUGCAGCCUGUCUGUCCUGAUCCCUGUGAGUGAGGCAUUCAUAGGAGGGGACACAGAUGGGACUGGUAUUCUCACUGCCCCUCCUUCUGGGUGGGCCCGGUCCUGGCAGGGAAGGUAAGACUAUGCAGAGCAGCUGGAUGGCAGUGGGAAGCUGAUGGCACUGAGGGUGGGGCGCCAGAGAAGCCGGGAUGCCUGCAAAGGGGCUUGGGAUGAAAACUAGCUCAGAGCUGUGCAAAGCACACUGCUCCGAGAUAGAGAGGCUGUGCCUGGGUUUAGCUGCAUGACUUUGAGUAAGCUCCUCCCUUCCACGGGCUUCAGGCUCCCCGUCUUUUAGGUGGUCUUCAGAGUCUCCUUUCGCCAAAGCUUGACUCUGUAAGGUCGCCCUCUUGGAAGGAAGCCUUCGAAGCCAGGGCUGCUGCUGGCCUGAGGGCCCCUCUGUGGCCAGACAGAAAGAUGCCCUCCAUUAGGAAAUAGCAGCCUUCCUCUGGGCAGGCCCAGGCCCAUCCUGGGAGGCACAGCUUGGUCAGCAGGACACAAGCUAGAUUUCAGCCCAGAGGACAAAUUGCACCUUGGUCCACAACAGCCUUAUCUAUCAUUUUCAGCAUUUGGAAAUCACUGGACAAAAUACCUAUCUGCUGUUUAUACCUGUGA
Echinops telfairi (small Madagascar hedgehog) is the source of this 1846-nucleotide messenger RNA. RefSeq names its product 5'-nucleotidase, cytosolic IA (gene NT5C1A). Gene Ontology annotation, cellular component: cytoplasm; cytosol. Gene Ontology annotation, molecular function: 5'-nucleotidase activity; nucleotide binding; magnesium ion binding. Lineage: Eukaryota; Metazoa; Chordata; Mammalia; Afrosoricida; Tenrecidae. Gene Ontology annotation, biological process: nucleotide metabolic process; adenosine metabolic process. The coding region runs from base 1 to 1092 and encodes 363 amino acids. The record is from RefSeq and is a predicted model, not a curated record. The transcript is spliced from 6 exons.